UUGUAAACAAACAAGUGUAAAAUUAAAUAAUUUCUAAGCAUAGUAUUCAGCAGGGUUUUAGCUAAAUGUGUACUGGAGGUUGUGUGUAUAAAUGCGGUAUUUGUUGUUUGAUGCUCAGUAUUUGGGCAAUCGUACAAUUGAGUUUAAUGGGAAUAUUUUACAAAAUCGAAGCGACCCCCAUGAUAAAGGACGUCGCAGUGAAAGACUAUACAGACUACGACGAUUUUAUAAAGAAGACGAAGGAAAAUUAUAAAAAUAGCGCACUAAACUGCUGGAUCGGCGCGGGAGUUUACGCUGUCAUGGCCGCGAUAUCUGUCGUCUGCAUCAUAGGCGGCGGCAAGAAGGUGAAGCAAGCAAUGGCGGCGUUCGACGACGACGAAAUAUUCUGCGCACCGCCCGAGGUCGAGCCGGGCCAGCAGAAGAAAGGGAAGAAAUAGAUUGUUUAGUAUUUAUUUAUUGUUAGUCAAUAAAGAUAUUGUUCUUAU
Molecule: messenger RNA, 485 nt
Organism: Ostrinia furnacalis (Asian corn borer)
Lineage: Eukaryota; Metazoa; Arthropoda; Insecta; Lepidoptera; Crambidae
Product: ribonuclease kappa
Exons: 3
Coding region: 66-437 (123 amino acids)
Biological process (GO): nucleic acid metabolic process
Molecular function (GO): RNA endonuclease activity
Source: RefSeq, a predicted model, not a curated record